CAAGACAAAAAGGGAUUAGGUGACGACCCGACCCGACACGACCCGUAAAACCCACCCGGUAGAGAGUUGUAGAUAGAGUUCAUCAUCCUGCAAUAAAAAGGGCAAGUCUUUUGUGUGUCCGUUUCUAGUCUAUCUCUUGUGCAACUCUUAGGGUUUUUAUCCUCCAAAGUCACAGUGCCCCUUCUUCUCUUAUCCUCAAGGACAGCAGAAAUGGCGGCGACUCAACUUACAGCAUCACCAGUGACUGUGUCAGCUAGGAGCUUAGCCUCACUCAGAGCUUCGAGUGCCAAGUUUGGAACUUUGAAACCAGGCACCCUUAAGCAGAGCCAGUUCCGCUCUUUCGUUGUCAGAGCUGCUUCUGUUGUUGCUCCUAAGUAUACUUCCAUUAAGCCAUUGGGAGAUCGAGUUUUGGUGAAGAUCAAGGAGGCAGAGGAGAAGACUAUGGGAGGUAUCUUACUUCCAUCCACAGCUCAAUCAAAGCCUCAAGGAGGUGAAGUCGUUGCCGUGGGUGAAGGAAGAACUAUUGGGAAGAACAAAAUCGAUAUCGAUGUCCCUACUGGCGCGCAAAUUAUUUACUCCAAAUACGCAGGAACUGAGGUGGAGUUCAACGAUGUUCAGCAUCUCAUUCUCAAGGAAGAUGAUAUUGUUGGCCUUCUUGAGACCGAGGACAUAAAAGAUCUCAAGCCCUUGAAUGACCGCGUCUUCAUUAAGGUAGCUGAGGCUGAGGAGAAAACAGCUGGAGGGUUGUUGCUAACCGAGACUACCAAAGAGAAGCCUUCUAUUGGCACGGUGAUAGCAGUUGGACCAGGUACUCUAGAUGAGGAAGGUAAGCGUCAGCCACUAUCGAUAUCAUCUGGAAGCACAGUUCUUUACUCCAAGUAUGCUGGUAAUGACUUCAAGGGCAAAGAUGGUUCCAACUACAUCGCCCUGAGAGCUUCAGAUGUGAUGGCUAUCCUUUCUUAGUUUAUAUCUUUGUAACCUGCAAUUUGUAUCCCAAUUGUGGAAAUUUUUCAUAAACGGCUUCAGCAUUAUCUGAAAUAAAGACUUGAGUUUUCUUA
Messenger RNA from Brassica rapa (field mustard), 1058 nucleotides. Its product is annotated as 20 kDa chaperonin, chloroplastic. Gene Ontology annotation, molecular function: transition metal ion binding; ATP binding; protein folding chaperone. The record is from RefSeq and is a predicted model, not a curated record. Lineage: Eukaryota; Viridiplantae; Streptophyta; Magnoliopsida; Brassicales; Brassicaceae. Gene Ontology annotation, cellular component: chloroplast; mitochondrion. Gene Ontology annotation, biological process: positive regulation of superoxide dismutase activity.